Messenger RNA from Vombatus ursinus (common wombat), 1057 nucleotides. RefSeq names its product small nuclear RNA activating complex polypeptide 5 (gene SNAPC5). NCBI's taxonomy places the organism in Eukaryota, Metazoa, Chordata, Mammalia, Diprotodontia, Vombatidae. The transcript has 3 exons. The record is from RefSeq and is a predicted model, not a curated record. Gene Ontology annotation, cellular component: nucleus. The coding region runs from base 117 to 407 and encodes 96 amino acids. Gene Ontology annotation, biological process: transcription by RNA polymerase II; transcription initiation at RNA polymerase III promoter.
UCUUCUAAGAUGUCCGCGUGCCCGGCCUCUUCCGCAUGGGGCUUCUGUAGUCAAACGGCAACCCCACGGGCUCGGCCUGAGAGAGGUAGGCGCGGCGAAGGCGUCGAGCAGGCAAGAUGCUGAGCCGGCUGCAGGAGCUCCGCAAGGAGGAAGAGACGCUGCUGCGGGUGAAGGCGGCGCUGCACGACCAGCUCAAUCGGCUCAAGGUUGAAGAGCUGGCCCUUCAAUCAAUUAUUAGCUCCAGAGAAGGGGAAGGGAUGACCCAUUCUUCACCUCUAACAGAGGAACCAGAAAAUAUCUUGGUGCAGGUAGAUAAUGAAACUUCCAUCAAUCAAACUGAAUUACAGCUAAGCACAAGAAACCAUGCUCAAGAAGAGGAGGAGGAAGAGGAAGAAUCUGAUUCCUAAAGGAGAAAGGGAAAAAUCAGAAUUAUUUAUCUAAGUUAAUUUAAGAUUCAUGAACUUUCUCUGUUCAAAGAAACCAUUCUAAUACAAUCAUUAUGGCCUGCUAACAGUGAAUGAAAAACUCUCAAAAAAUGCACAACUAAAAUGACACCAUAGCCCACUGAAGCUUCAUAUAAGCUAGUCAAAUUAGAUACAUAUACAUACUAGAGGUAAAAUUCCAUGUGACAUUCUAUUGAAAUACUCAUGUAUUUGCAACCAGAAAAGUUUAAAUGUAAUCCAGCCUUUCAUAUUUUUCUAAUAUAUAUUGGCAAGUAAAGACAUACCAUUUAACUCCCUUAUGCACAGAGCAAGGCCACGUUCUAAGUUCUAGAAUCUAGUAGAUGGAAAGGUAAAGAAGAGAUAUAAUGGGAUUCAGCUUCUCAUAUAGAGAGGGUAAGCUAUUUUAAUGGCACUCUGAGGAACAUAGAAGUACAUGAGAAGUUGCUUGGUGUGGUUGUGAGCAUAUCUUAAUUUGAGUUGCCACAUUGUGGUAAAAUGUGGUCAGUCAAUUUUAGAUAAAAAAUGCUGUCUACAGGAUACCAAAGGAGAAGAGCCAAACCAUGUUCUUGUAGAAUACAUAUUAUAAUAAUAAAAUUUAAUUGUUUUAAAAAUCA